Messenger RNA from Ilex paraguariensis (yerba mate), 459 nucleotides. The record is from the annotation of a GenBank genome assembly. NCBI's taxonomy places the organism in Eukaryota, Viridiplantae, Streptophyta, Magnoliopsida, Aquifoliales, Aquifoliaceae.
AUGUUGAACCCUGUUAGUCGUCUGCUUGUUUUUCCACUUCUCUUCAUAAUCUUCAAUCAAUCAUUUGCAACUGCAGCGACAUACAAUGUUCUCAACUUAGGGGCCAAACCUGACGGCAGGACCGACUCAGCCAAGUCUUUCCUCAAUGCUUGGGCUGCAGCUUGUGGCUCAGUCAAACCGGCCACGAUCUGUGUGCCACGGGGAAGGUACUUGCUUCAUAAAGCACACUUUGCAGGCCAUUGCAAGAACACUGCAAUAACCAUCAUUAUUGACGGCACCCUCCUAGCUCCCUCAGAUUACCAUGUUAUCGGAAAUGCUCAUAACUGGAUCCUAUUCGAGGGAGUCAAUGCAGUUUCUAUACGUCCGUCCUUGCGUGGUGGGAUGCUUGAUGGGCAAGGGACUGGUUUGUGGUUAUGCAAGGCCACCGGCAAGAGUUGCCCUAGAGGUGCCAGUGCCACG